GUUCUUUUGGAAUAUGUCAGCCAUGUCUUCUCAAAGGGAUAAUAAACGCAAGAAGGCUUCUGAGAACCUGACAAAGAGCGAUGAUCCCAGCGAUUUAGACCGAAGACUUUUUGUCGGCAAUUUACCAACGAACCAGAUGAGCCGUCAAGAUUUUGAAAGCCUGUUUUCUAAAUAUGGAGAGAUCACUGCCGUCUCCAUGUUCCAUGGCUAUGGGUUCGUGCAGUAUGAACGCAAAGAAGAUGCAGAUGCUGCUUCCAAGGGUGAGAAUGGACGGCUGCAUAAAGGGUAUAGAUUAGAUAUUAACAAAGCAGUGGAAAGAAGAAAUAUGAAUAAGGGUCCAUCCAGGUCCAGCCCGUCAAGAAGAGAUUUGUAUGGCUUUGGACAAGGCCAGGAGCCAAGGCAUGACCGCUCCCGCUCCCCACUGCGCUCUAGCCCAAGGAGAGGUAGUAGAGAACCACGUGAUGGUAGAGAUUCAAGACCAGUUCGUGAUGGGCGAGAUGGACGUGAACCAAGAGACAUUAGAGAUAACCGACCCCCAAGAGAUUCCAGAGAUCAUGACCUUCGAGAUAUGAGAGAUGGCCGUGAAAGGGAUUUCCGUGAUCCUCGGGAUACAAGAGACCUGAGGGAUCCUCGGGAUACAAGAGACCUCAGGGAUGCGCGAGAUACAAGAGACCUCAGAGAUGCAAGAGACGUUAGAGAUUCUCGAGAUACAAGAGACUCUCGAGAUUCCAGGGAAUUCAGGGACCUUCGUGACACAAGAGAUGUAAGAGAUACCAGAGAUCUUCGUGUGCGUGAUACCCGUGAUGCAAGAGAUGUGAGAGACCCAUUGUUUGAAAGAUACAGGGAGGCUCGAGACCCAAGGGAUCCAUUAUACAGAGUCGACGACCUCGCUGAUAAAUAUCGCCUUGAUGAUUUUUAUAGAAAGAGAGAUGAUCUGUUUGAUCGGUUUAGGGACUCUCUCGAUAGGAUUCCUGAAGAUCGACUCAAACGUGAAGAACGGCGCCGUGAAGAGCUGUAUAGGCAAUAUUUUGAUGAAAUUCAAAGAAAGGUUGAUGCUGAGCGCCCUGUUGAUUGCUCUGUGGUGGUGGUUAACAAACAGUCAAAGGAAUAUGCAGAAUCUGUGGGGCGUAAGGUCCGUGACCUUGGUAUGAUGGUGGACCUGAUCUUUUUAAACACAGAAGUAUCGCUGACCCAAGCCUUGGAAGAUGUUUCUAGAGGAGGAUCACCUUUUGGUAUAGUGGUAACCCAGCAGCACCAGACACAUCAUUCAUGCACUGUGAACAUCUUAUUUGGAACCCCGCAAGAGCAUCGGAACAUGCCACUUUCUGAUGCAAUGCUUCUUGUGGCAAGAAGCUAUGAGCGGUACAAAACUGAAUCACGAGAGAAGGAACGUGAAGAUAUUGCACGGCAAGCUGCCAGGCUGUCGGCAGAAGCUAUAUUAAGAGAGCGUGGCCCUCUUGAUGAGGGAGUAAGAGGGGGUCACCCUCCUGGAAUAUUGACUCUCCUAAGUUUGUUGGCAGACAAUAGAUAUGUGACAACUGAAGAAAUAGACAAAGUCGUCCAUUAUUUACAGCAGCGAAAAGAGAGAUUAUUGGCCAUGGCUGGUGACUCCUUAACAUCACAACUUUCAAGACAAUCGGCAGCAGCACCAACAACUUCUCUUGAUGCCCAAUCUACUCUUGCGGGCAGUCAGACACUCCAGUUGCCUCCAAAAAAUUGAGCUCUGCUACUUCAGCACCUCAAACCAUGAGCAGCUCUCAGCAAGAGCUGCAAGCAAAAAUUCUCAGUCUGUUCAACAGUGGAGUUUCUACUACUUCUAACCAAAUGAGCUCUAUGGGGUCAGCUGCAUCAGGCCAGAGCUAUGGCAAUAUGUCCAACACUCAGCAAAGGUCAGCAGUGUCAAUGGAUGCAGGAAUUCUUGGUCCACCCCCACAAAGAUCUCAGCCAACAGCAAGUCAGCUUUCUAAUACCAUGGGUGCAGGAGCACCAGUUAGAAAUGCAGCACCUCGACCUGGCCCAUCUCCUCAAAUGCAGAAUCUGUAUGGACAACUUCCAAAUCGUGUCCAGGGACCUGGCAGUGUUCCAGGUCAAAGACCAGGAACAACGUCUGGUAUAAAUGUUGACAACCCUAGUGUGCAAAAGGCUUUAGACACACUCAUUCAAAGUGGGCCUGCACUCUCUCAUUUGGUGGGUCAGGCAGUAGGCCAGGCACUUCGUGGUGGGCCAGUGCAACAGCCUACUAUGGCCUCAUACCCCCGUCACUUUUAG
Molecule: messenger RNA, 2268 nt
Organism: Staurois parvus
Lineage: Eukaryota; Metazoa; Chordata; Amphibia; Anura; Ranidae
Source: the annotation of a GenBank genome assembly